ACUCCGUUCUUUGUAUACCUUUUAACAUAAUAGUAAAACAGAUUGUAGUCUAUGGAGUGAGUGGUGUUAUAUUUGUCAAUUUCAUGACGGGAAAAACGUAAAUGUGUGAAAUUUGGGAUUAUUCUAUUGAGCAUAAGGAUAUUUAUGUGAAUAAAUAUUCGGCCUGCUUAGACAUGGAUUUAUACAUAACAGAUUCACUCCAAGACAUGCUGGACAUGGAUAUUAAAAAUGAAAUAGCAACAGAUUUAAGCAGCAUCACAGAUUUUCCUGAUUCUUUAGGACUGAACUUCUCGGAAUUACCACCGUUGUUAGAUAUGGACACCGACAACUCGGUAACAUGGCUAAGCAACUCCUCUAGUUUCGUUCAUAAUUUAGAUUUAUAUGGUUCAGAGGCGAACGCUGUAAUGGUUAAUCCGAACUCCGUAAUGCCUUCCACAUUCGCGGAGACUCCAGUCAAGAAUAUCGUCAAAGAGGAAGCUUCAAACCUCCUGCUAACAUCGGCGGCGAGCGAGACAAACAGUAACGCGUUACUAGCAAGCCCGAAAGAAGAGAAAAGUCAUUUAACAUUCUCACCUAACACUAUUAAAGUAACCAAAGUACAAGAGACCGAGGAAACGAAAAGUAAACCUUUAGAAGAAGCUACACAAAUGUUGAUAUACAUACGGAAACAAGAUAAGAAUGUUGUCAAAGACUUACUUAAAGAUUUAGAUGUCGAUAGUACUAAGAAUAAAGUAUCGACGAUCAACUCACCGACAACGGUGCGCAUAAAGACGACGCAACCGGAACUGAUUAAACUGAACAGCAAGAACUGUUCAAUAUUAAAUACUAGUCAAAAAAAGUCGCAGCACAUCGGUGCGAAGACAAUAAUAUCCGGCAAUAUACACAUACUGGAUGCACAGCAAUCUAGAACAAUUCUCGCGAACGGUAAUAAAAAUCAAGCGACCAUUCUGAUAGAUAAUUCCUCAUUAGGAAACAGUAGACAAAUUAUAAAGACAUCUGUAAACGGUUCGUUCAAAGUUGACAACAGCCAAUCCAAGCUUGUAAAUAGCAACGGUAAAGCUACUGUGGGAGAAUUUCCGAAACCCGCGUACUCUUAUUCGUGUUUAAUAGCUAUGGCUCUAAAGAAUUCGCGAACAGGAAGCUUGCCAGUCUCGGAAAUUUAUAAUUUCAUGUGUCAACAUUUCCCAUACUUCAAAACUGCGCCAAGUGGAUGGAAGAAUUCGGUGCGACACAAUCUCAGUUUGAAUAAAUGUUUUGAAAAAAUUGAAAAGCCUUCAACUAAUGGAAGUCAAAGAAAAGGUUGUUUAUGGGCUAUGAAUCCAUCGAAAGUUGGAAAAAUGGACGAAGAGGUGUUGAAAUGGUCAAGAAAAGAUCCGCAAGCUAUUAAAAACGCUAUGGUUUAUCCAGAUAGUCUAGAAGCGUUAGAGCGCGGCGAGAUGAAGUACAGCGGGUUUGCGAGCGACACUGAGGCUGAGGACGACGUGGACCCUGACGCAGAUGUAGAACUGGAUGCGGACCUCGAGAUAGACCCCGAGGUCAAGGACGAGGAGGAGGAGACCAUCAUUGAACAAGAGGCAUCUGACCAAGAGCUGGAGGUUGAGGAGGUGGUGGCGGGCACGGGCAUGGUGGGCGGCACGUACCGCCUGCUGGCCACCGGGCCCUCCUCACUCGCAUCUUACAUCACUGAUGUUGACUCCAGUGACGAAGUCAGCGACAUUGAAGUAUUGGACCAGUCAUACGAAGAAUUCGAUAUCGAUGUCACGAAACCAGUGAAGCUCGACCUGUCCAUGACAGAAGAUUAUUCAAUACACACAGCGAAGAGGGCAAAGACGAAUUACAUCUAUCAGCCAGUGUCUACCACGACACAUACAAGCAGACGGAAAACUCCGCUUGUGAAUCGAGUAGCGCUUAUUUAAACAACGACAGUGGCUUUAAUGCUGUCCGAAGUCAAAGUUAUAGUGCAUCCAGUGAACGUUAACUUUUUUAUUCUUAAACUAAAGUGAAGUAGUUGUCUAGAAGUUUGUGUGUGUGACUGUGUUGAAGAAAAAAGUGAUAGUCCGUACCAGAUAAGUGUAUUUACCAUGUUUAUUACAUGCCAAACACUUGUUACAUAUCGUUCACUGUAUAAUUAGUGUAAUGUUUAAGUUAGGCACGUACUUCACUCUCAAAGUUGAGUACACGAUGGUUUCCGUUUAGUUAUUAGUUGGUUGUUUUUCUCUCAGCCAUACACUGUCAGUACAAAUACAUCGCUGCUGACUUCACACAUUUAUGUCGGAGAAUAUUCCAGAAGGAAUUUAUGUUUUUUUUUUACAUUGUAUGGAUAAAGGUUGUGUUCUUUUAAAAUGGAGGUAUGACAUAUAAUGUCUGUAUUCAGCGGCAAACGGCAGAGCGGGUAUGUUUAUGAAUUCCCACCGCUUGUAAAUAUACAUAUCUGUAUUACAUAUGUUCUUUUAUAUAUUACACUGGCAGCUACCUAAAGAAUCUCUUCUUACAAAUUUCUCAAUACUAAAGUAAAUAUAAAUUACAGGUAAUAUUUAGGAACAGAUAAUUUCAAACUUUUUUUAACAAACCCCCUCCGUAAAGAAAAUAAUCUUAAUAAUUAAAAAUAAAUCAUCACUAUUGUAUAUUUCAAUCUAAUUAUGUACCUUUAACAUUUAUUACACUGUAAUAUUAUGUAUUUGUCUUUGAUUCUUUAUUUAAUUAAUUAAUAAAACUUAGGAUUAUGGUAUUUUAAAAAUGUUUUUCCAAACAUAUUCUCACACAAUUAGCAUAGUAGAACUGUAAAAUAUAAGCAAAUGGCACUUCCAGUAAUAUUGGCUCAGUUUUUAUUUGUUUUGACAUGAAUUUAUUACUUACAAAAUUAUAAAAAUGAAUACAAGUUUUGAAAUUUUAUUCAGAACUUAUAUUUGUUAUUUUUUCAUAUUUUUUGUGAUUGAUGUCUAAAAAUGUACUACAUAGAUUUCUUGUAAUUAACGCUCCAAUGAGACUGAAAUGCAAUUUUUGAUGAUUGGACAAUUGAAAUUGAUAUCAACAAUAUUUUUCUUAAAUUAUAAAAUUAUUGCUACUAUUAUGGCUAAGUAUAUCCAAUUGCAAAUGAAUACUAAAAUUUUGUAAAACAUGCAAACAUCAAACUAAUAUUAUAAAGACAAAUGCUUGGAUGGAUGAAUGUUUUUUAU
Messenger RNA from Papilio xuthus (Asian swallowtail), 3176 nucleotides. It is a transcript of the gene jumu, whose product is annotated as Forkhead box protein N4 jumeau. Bases 102 to 1916 code for a protein of 604 amino acids. The record is from RefSeq and is a predicted model, not a curated record. Gene Ontology annotation, molecular function: DNA-binding transcription factor activity, RNA polymerase II-specific; transcription cis-regulatory region binding. The transcript is spliced from 9 exons. NCBI's taxonomy places the organism in Eukaryota, Metazoa, Arthropoda, Insecta, Lepidoptera, Papilionidae. Gene Ontology annotation, biological process: regulation of transcription by RNA polymerase II.